This is a messenger RNA of Puccinia triticina, 1122 nucleotides long. RefSeq lists its product as uncharacterized. Gene Ontology annotation, molecular function: DNA binding. The record is from RefSeq and is a predicted model, not a curated record. The transcript is spliced from 3 exons. Lineage: Eukaryota; Fungi; Basidiomycota; Pucciniomycetes; Pucciniales; Pucciniaceae. The coding region runs from base 1 to 1122 and encodes 373 amino acids.
AUGGUUGUUCCAUGGUGGAAUGCGACGUGUGCCACGGCCCUCAAAAUUCGAAACCUGUCAUCCAAAAUCCUGCCUGCCUCAUUGCUCGACUCCUUCAUGAACCAGAAGCACUUUGAUGUCCCCCCACUCCAAUUCCCCGAGGUCGGAAGCCUGGUUCCUCAACUACUACAUGUAGGCAUCACCCCGGAUAACGCUAACUUCCUGAACCACGAGUUCUCCUGCACUCUCCAAAGGCUGGAUGAAUCACUAUCCAAGUCCUACCAAGCCGACGCCCUGAAGUUUAGAGAAAAUGCUGCGUUUCCCAAUUCGCGAUCGUCCUUCGUCCAAGCCUUACAUGAUCAUCAUCACAGGCUGCGAGCUCAGUUCGUGCAAAAACUCCUGACCACCUUACAAUCUCGAGUCGACAUUCUCCUCCAACAAUCCAGAUCGGCCCAAUCAGCUCCCCAGUCUAGUCCUCCAUCGUCAUCCGCAUCUACCUCAAGUGGUACACCAUCAUCAUCCGGCCCUGUCAAGUCCGCCGGCAAACCCAGAGGCCGAGCGCCGAAAUUCACCAAGGAGCAAACCGCCGCGCUCAAUGCUCUACUAGCCCGCGACAACCAAUUCUCCUCGGAAGAAAAAGAUCUCAUCGCCUACGAGCUGAAGAUGACCCGCGAGCAAGUAAACCGAUGGUUCUGCAAUGCGCGUGCACGCAAGAAACCAUACUCGUGCCCCUCCCGUCAGUCCGCCGCACCCGCCAUGAAGAGCUUGGCGAGCAACACCAGCUCGCCCGCUCCGAUCGUCUCGACCUCACCACCAGCCGAACAAAUCCAGUCCCCAGAGCGGCCGAGCACCGGCUCAUCGGAAGACACGGACAUGAUCUUCUUGACGUCGGCCUCAUCCUCAUCGGCGUCGUCGUCAGAAGGAGAAGACGAGGACGAGCCGAUGAACGCUUACCUCGAUUUCUCGGCCUGCCCCGAGUCGUGGCCGCAACAGCACCUCGCACCCCUCCCGCCCGUGUCUUUCGACUUCGGCGCCCUCCAAUCCUCUUGCGCUUUCCUCGCUCCUACUCCCGCAUCGGCUGACGACCUGCAGCGCUGGAAUCCUCAGGCACAGACUCCCAACUUCCAGUCCUUCGCUUGUUGA